This is a messenger RNA of Anthostomella pinea, 585 nucleotides long. The record is from the annotation of a GenBank genome assembly. Lineage: Eukaryota; Fungi; Ascomycota; Sordariomycetes; Xylariales; Xylariaceae.
AUGUACCUACAUACACAACUCAAGGCUCGCAAGGUCGACUACUACUUCUGUGGUGGAUUCGCGUGCAUCAAUGUCGGCAUGACGGCUCGCACCACGUCUGGCAUCGACAUUGCUGUGCCAAAUGGCUCGCACGGGUACGGAACCCUACUCGAUAUAUUCUCACGGCCCCCCUUCAUCCAAGACAAGACCGGUGUCCUGCCGCCGGAUUCGUACUACUUCUACGUCGAGUCGAGCGGGAACUUUGUCGAAGUCGACGGUGUCAUUGCCGGAUUCAUGGCCUUCCCGGAGUUCGACCCCUCGAAGGUCAUACAAGUGGGCAAGCAGAUGCAACUCAACUUCCUCGAGCCGGCAGGCCUUCUCAGGUUGAAGUUAAGCAGCUGGGCAAACGAGACACGCCGCAACGGACCCAAGCGAGGGGGUGAUAUGUCCGAUAUCACGUCGAUCCGCGAUCUGCUGGCUAGUAACGGCAUGGCGAUGGAUCUAGUGGGCUUACGCAGUGACAUGGCUAAGGGCCUUCGGGAAUGGGUCCACGAGUUCAAGGACUUAAAGAACUGGCAGAGACUGGAUAGGCAUUACAAGGGCUAG